CCAUAAUGCACGACAGGUCGCAUAAAAGUAUUUUCAAUACAGGUUAUGAGGGUUAUCACCCAUAUAGGCCGUGGCAAAUACAAACGACCAUCGCUCUGUUAGCAUGUGUGAUUUCCGUCAUUUGCCUUAUCAAGACGAGAAAUACAGCUGGUGCAAGAAUGUUAAAGUGGCUCACAAUCAGUGUAUACUGUUCUCUGCUGUCAGGGAUCUUAUCUCUAGUGCCAGCGGGAACUGUCGCAGACAUUGUGCGUUCUAGUGAGGAUGAGCAGUCCCUAUUUCCGUAUUCACUGCUUCUUACUGGACUCGGCGGUGUCCUUGCUUUGGUAAUAUCUCUCAAAUCUUUAUAUUAUGUGCAGUCGAGGCAGACGACAAAUGAACAAGGAUUCCAUUUAUUCUCAAUCUGAUAACAUCGUUUGUAUCUUUACAUGAAAGGAUGUCAGAUCGACUGGGGUAAAAAUCAGUGCAUACAGCUAUAUAUCAUGGUGAAUGCUGUCCUUCUGAUUUUGAAAUAAAUAGAAACUUUAGUUAUACAAAAGUUUGCUUUUUCUCCUCAAAUGACAUGCCUUUACAAUGUAUGAUUACACAAUUUAUCGUAGCAUGUAAUGACGACACCAAUGGACAUUUAAUUGCGUUUACAAGUUUGUAUAAUAUUGGUUAUAUCGCAAUAUAUACUAUAAAAAUG
This is a messenger RNA of Mercenaria mercenaria, 682 nucleotides long. RefSeq lists its product as uncharacterized. The record is from RefSeq and is a predicted model, not a curated record. NCBI's taxonomy places the organism in Eukaryota, Metazoa, Mollusca, Bivalvia, Venerida, Veneridae. The coding region runs from base 6 to 404 and encodes 132 amino acids. The transcript has 2 exons.